CUCUACAAAAUUGAAGUUUAUUGAGAGCUCUAAUUCAAAUAAAUACACACUCGAAGAAAAGAUGUUCUUUCACCGGAUGAGUAUUAAAGAGCUGGUGGAUUCCAAGUGGAGUGAGGAUCUGAAGGAAUAUGUUGUUACCGUGAGAGGGGAGAUAUUUGAGAUCGAUAACCAAUUUGGGUGGUACUAUGUAGCCUGCAAAUCAUGUGGGAAAAAAGUCGAAGCAGAGGACGGAGAUUACAAGUGCUGUAACAAAAUUAUUGAUUAUCCUCUUGUGAUGUUCAAAGUACACGUACACAUUAAAGAUCACACUGGAACUACAACUCUCACUUUAUUCAACAACAUAGUCGAGCGCUUACUCGACACUUCCGCCAAAAAAUUGGUUAAUAAAUUGACUUCCGGCGAUAGUGAUCUUCCCAAAGAGCUAAAUACACUUAUAGGCAAGGAAUUCAUAUACAGGUUGAGAUUGAAUCAUUAUAACUUCAAACAAGGAUAUGCAAACUACACCGUGUCUGAGAUAUAUGAGCCAAGGAAGUGUUUGGAACAUGAAUAUGAGUCAAAGAAGGCCCUUGAGAUUCGUGCCAAUGUCAAAGACAAACUCACAUGCAAUGAUGGAAUGGAACCUCCUCGCGAAUGUGGGAAAAGGAAAGCAAGCAUGAUAGAUGACGCAGAGGAAAGUGGCGGCAACAAGGUGGAAGGUGAAGUGAAACCUACUGUCGAGGUUAGGAAAAGGAGGAAGAUGGUGGUGCUGGAUGAUGAUGAUGAUGAUGAUGAUGCUGCUAAUGAUAAUGGAGACGCAAAUUAGAAAUCAAACAUUGUUCUAUACAAGCCUAUUUUUAAAUUUAAUUCUAUACAAGCCUAUUUUUAAAUUUAAGAUUUAGAUACGAUAACAUUACUUAGUCUCAAUCAUACAAUUUGAGGUAACUGCUAUUUGGUUUCAGUAGUGGAUAGUUUAUUUUACAUUAUAUUAAAAUUUUCAUCUUUUACGUAUUUCUACAAUAUUUGCGCCACUAUUAUUACAACUU
Daucus carota subsp. sativus is the source of this 1022-nucleotide messenger RNA. Its product is annotated as replication factor A protein 1-like. The transcript is spliced from 4 exons. NCBI's taxonomy places the organism in Eukaryota, Viridiplantae, Streptophyta, Magnoliopsida, Apiales, Apiaceae. The record is from RefSeq and is a predicted model, not a curated record. Bases 62 to 802 code for a protein of 246 amino acids.